AUGCCCGCACAAGCGGUCCGCGUUGCUGCUGCUGCCCCAAGGAUCAUGACGUCUCGCGCCAUGAUCAGCAGUGCUCGCUUCAACUCGACCAAAGCUGGAGCCACCAUGGCCACUGCUGGCAAGGCUACCGCUGCUGCCCCUACUCCUGCUGCCCCUCAGCCCAAGAAGCGCUGGUCCCGUCUCCGUGCCUUGAAGCGUGUUGUUCAGCUUGGAACUGUCGGUGCUAUCGGAUACGGUUCAUAUGAGAUCUACAGCAAGCGUCACCCCUUGGAACAGAAGCCUUUCGACCCCACGAAGCGCACCGUUGUCGUACUCGGAAGUGGAUGGGGUGCCGUCUCCUUCUUGAAGUCCAUCAACACCGACGAUUACAAUGUGAUGGUCGUGUCCCCCCGUAACUACUUCUUGUUCACACCCUUGUUGCCCAGCUGUACCGUCGGAACCAUAGAGUUGCGUUCCAUCAUGGAGCCCAUCCGCUUCAUUACCCAACACAAAACCCGCAACGUCAAGUUCUACGAGAGUGAAUGUACCGAUAUCGACCCCGAGAGCAAGACCAUCAGUAUCACUGAUGUGUCGGAUAUCAAGGGAUCGGUCAGCAACACCACUAUCCCCUACGACUACUUGGUCAUGGCUGUCGGAGCAGACAACCAGACUUUCGGUAUGGCCGGAGUGAGAGAGUAUGCCUGCUUCUUGAAGGAGGUUUGGGAUGCCCAAAAGAUCAGAACCCGCUUGAUGGACUGUGUCGAGUCUGCAGGAUUCGCCAAGCAGGCCCCCGAGGAGGUUGACCGUCUGUUGCACAUGGUCGUUGUCGGAGGAGGUCCCACCGGAGUUGAGUACGCCGCAGAGUUGCACGAUUUCUUGAAGGACGAUCUGGAGGUCUGGUACCCCGAGUUGGCAGACAAGUUCAAGAUCACCCUUGUCGAGGCUCUUCCCAACGUCUUGCCCAUGUUCUCAUCCCAGUUGAUUCAAUACACCGAGAGCACAUUCAAGCAGAACAAGAUCGAGGUCUUGACGAAGACGAUGGUCAAGGAGGUCGCAGACAAGGAGAUUAAGGUCAUGGAUGCCAACAAGAACCUGGUCUCGAUUCCCUAUGGUCUUUUGGUCUGGGCUACUGGAAACUGCCCCCGUCCCUUGACCCGCAAGCUGAUGGCCCGCGUCAAGGAGGCGCAGACCUCUCCCCGUGGUAUCCUUGUUGACGACUACAUGCGCGUUGCCGGCGCUCCCGACGUGUAUGCUAUCGGAGACUGCACCUUCUCCAAGUACGCCCCCACUGCCCAAGUCGCCACCCAGCAGGGUCUCUACCUGGCUUCGGUCUUUGAGAACUUGGCCAGGAUGGAGGACGGUCAGAACAAGAAGAUUACUCCCUUUGAGUACUCUCACCAGGGAUCGUUGGCGUACAUUGGAUCGGACAAGGCUAUUGCAGAUCUGCCUUUCUUGAACGGCAAUGUCUCUGUCGGAGGAGUUGCCACCUAUGUCUUCUGGCGCUCGGUCUAUAUCUCUAACAUGUUCAGUUUCAGGAACCGUUUCUUGGUUGUUGGAGACUGGAUGAAGUCCAAGGUCUUUGGACGCGAUGUCUCUCGCGAGUAA
Messenger RNA from Linnemannia hyalina, 1584 nucleotides. Lineage: Eukaryota; Fungi; Mortierellomycota; Mortierellomycetes; Mortierellales; Mortierellaceae. The record is from the annotation of a GenBank genome assembly.